UUAAAGCAACGCGCUUUUCAAAUAACGCGCCAUAUAGACAUACAAGCUACAUACACACAAUGUUCUUGGAAGUCUGUGUAGCAGACUAAGCAAUAAACAGUGCUGAGUCCGGCCGAAAGGGAUCCGCUCUUUAACAUUACCAACGACAUUGCAGUACUCAAGUAUUAAUGCGCGUGCUGGUCUGGCGGAGCCUCCUGUGAAAAGACAAACAGGUCUGUACUCUAUAAAUGCGUAAUGAAGCCGGGAAUACAAGUCCUUACUUUGCUCUGGAGGAGACGUACCCGCUCGUUUUGUCUUAAAUAAAUAUAUAGUUUUACGAAUAUAUAUAUAUGAGAAUGGGAACUUUUUGCCUCCGUUCGUCAUAACGAAGACUGUCCUGUUGUAGCCAAGUGGAUUAUAUGGACGAUUUUUGGAUUUUUCUGGGAAUUCGACACUCUGGUUUUGAAGCAGCAUUUUUUUUCUUUACCUCCUUAAAUGAUUCUCAUUCUUAAAUGAGAACAUUUUCCUCUGAUGAAAUAAUGGACGCUCAAACAGUCUCCAAGGAAUGUCAAACGCUCCCUGGUAAAUGGCUGCCACAUGGAGCCCAGUGAUGUUGGCCAUGUAUAACUGCAACUCCUCCAGCCUCGCCCCCCUCACCCCCAUCUCCAAUCAGAGCCAGACUGGCAGCAUGGCUGUUGUGGCCCAGCUGGACAACUCGACUUCAGAGAAGUCUCCAUCCAGCAGCCCCAUGGCAGCCGGGCUCUCCAUGACCCUGGGUAUCCUGUCCAACAUUGUGGCCCUGAUCAUUCUGGCCAAGGCCUACAGCCGCCUACGCCGCCGCUCGAAGGCUGCUUUCCUCCUCUCUGCCAGCUCCCUGGUGGCCACCGACUUUGCGGGCCACAUUAUCCCAGGUGCCCUGGUGCUGAGGCUGUACAUGGAGGGGGCAAGGGACUCACCUCAGGAAGCCUCUGAAGCCUCCUGCCAGUUUCUGGGGGGUUGCAUGGUGUUCUUCGGCCUUUGCCCGCUCUUCCUGGGCUGUGCCAUGGCGGCCGAGCGGUGCUUGGGGGUGACGCGGCCCCUGCUUCAUGCCUCGUUGGUCACCACAGCUAGGACAAAGCUCUCCCUGUCAGCCAUCCUGCUCGUGGCUCUGUGUGUGGCCCUGCUGCCCUCCUUCCGGCUGGGGGCCUACACCUAUCAGUUUCCUGGGACCUGGUGCUUCAUCCGAGUCCUGGACAACAUUCAGGCCACGGACAUGGCCUUUGUCUUGCUCUUCUCCGGACUGGGCUUGGCCUCCCUUGCUGUCGCGCUGGUCUGUAACACCAUCAGUGGACUCACGCUUGUGCUGGCGAGGCUGCGCAAAAGACCCUGCAACCGCCGCUCCGCCAAGUCCCACGACAUCGAGAUGGUGGUGCAGCUGGUCGGCAUCAUGGUUACCUCCUGCAUCUGCUGGAGCCCCCUGCUGAUAUUUGGCCUGAUGUCAGCGAUGCAGUCCUACAGCAACUCGCUGGGUGGGGACCUGCACACCUACAAGAGGCUGAUGGUGAUGGGUGUUCGUCUGGCAACCUGGAACCAGAUCCUGGACCCCUGGGUGUACAUCCUGCUCCGCCGAGCCGUUCUGAGGAAGAUCUACCUCAUCACCAAGGGGCAGACAGACUUGAAGGCCGGAACCUUCCGCCAAUGGGAGGUCAGCUCCUUCCAGAGCUCAGAGAAGAAUGCCAGCCACUGCAUCUGA
Messenger RNA from Megalops cyprinoides (Indo-Pacific tarpon), 1711 nucleotides. RefSeq names its product prostaglandin E2 receptor EP1 subtype-like. Bases 566 to 1711 code for a protein of 381 amino acids. Gene Ontology annotation, biological process: inflammatory response; adenylate cyclase-activating G protein-coupled receptor signaling pathway; positive regulation of cytosolic calcium ion concentration. Gene Ontology annotation, molecular function: prostaglandin E receptor activity; thromboxane receptor activity. The record is from RefSeq and is a predicted model, not a curated record. Gene Ontology annotation, cellular component: plasma membrane. Lineage: Eukaryota; Metazoa; Chordata; Actinopteri; Elopiformes; Megalopidae. The transcript is spliced from 3 exons.